Molecule: messenger RNA, 862 nt
Organism: Mytilus trossulus (common blue mussel)
Lineage: Eukaryota; Metazoa; Mollusca; Bivalvia; Mytilida; Mytilidae
Exons: 6
Coding region: 57-620 (187 amino acids)
Source: RefSeq, a predicted model, not a curated record
AAGUCUACGAUACCAAUAGAUGCCACUUAUCUCACCUUGAACGCCGACCUUUCAGAAUGCUUAGUUACCUUAUUUUUGUACUGUUACCUAUUAUAACUUUUGGUUGUUGUCCGCCAAAGACAUGGACAUCCACGAAUUUUGUAAAUUAUGCCAGUGGUCAGACCCAUUUAGAGAUUCUUCAAGAUAAUUAUAUGGACAAUGGUGUUGCGGUUAUCUCUCAAAAUGUAACUACUGAUCAAGGAAUGGCACUUAACCAAAAACUAUAUGCCAACUUUACUUCGGGCAUGCAGUAUGUAGUAGAUAAAAACGGAUCCUGCAUGGGAUUAAACAUUACUAAUACUGGUAUUGGAGAAGGUUGUCUCCCCGAUGAUGCUGUAUUUGCUAAAUCUUACAUUGGUGUUGGAGCAAAUAAGAUAUCCGUCACCAUGUACAAUAUGAAGACCGAUGUCUAUAAUACAUAUUUUACUGUAAUUGAUGAUGGAUGUAUACCAUAUUUGUACGAAUCAACUGGUACUUUACCUAAUGGAGAGGGCGUUAAAAUGACUGUAGAAUAUUUCGGAGUUAUGGCUGCAAAAUCAGACCCAAAGAUGACGAUGUUACCAGCUAGUUGUAUGAUGUAAAAACAUUAACGUUCCUGGAAAUGAUAAAUUAACUUGUUUUCGUUUUAUGAAAAACUUGAAUAAAUUUCGUGUGGUUUGUACAAAUGUUUUUCGUUGUAAUUAAAAACUGAAUGUUGAACAUUAAACAAACUACAUCUAUUAAUCACCAUAGCUUCAUAGGAGUCAGUAUGGCAAUACUUAUAAGAGAAUGUUUUUAAAUACUCAGAAUCUGUUCAAUAAAUUUAAUAACUCAGAUUUAAGAA